Molecule: messenger RNA, 3038 nt
Organism: Rosa chinensis
Lineage: Eukaryota; Viridiplantae; Streptophyta; Magnoliopsida; Rosales; Rosaceae
Product: heat shock 70 kDa protein 16
Exons: 10
Coding region: 309-2612 (767 amino acids)
Biological process (GO): protein folding
Cellular component (GO): cytosol; nucleus
Molecular function (GO): ATP binding; ATP-dependent protein folding chaperone
Source: RefSeq, a predicted model, not a curated record
AUACGGCAGGGUUUUCAAUUUGAAAAGGCAGUACUGCAAAUACCAGUAUUUGCAACAAGACCCACGAAAUUGCCACAAAUUUUGUGUAAAGCAUGGAAUUCCAAUUCUAUGGUAUAUGUUGAAUAUUCUGUAAUGCGAGCAAAUCGCAGAGCUUUUCUCCCCACCAGUCUCUUCUUCUCUUUUCUCCGUUUCUAGGGUUUCCGUUUCCCACUUCUUCCCGGAACGUCGUUUCUCAACCAGGUUUUGAGGGCACGAUUUUGAGGACUUGGUGGUGAUAAUUUGAUCGGAGGCGUUCAUUUUUGUUAAAUAUGAGUGUGGUGGGGAUUGAUAUCGGAAAUGAGAACUGUGUGAUUGCGGUGGUGAAGCAGCGGGGGAUUGAUGUUUUGUUGAAUGAGGAAUCGAAACGUGAAACCCCGGCUGUGGUUUGUUUCGGCGAGAAGCAAAGGUUUCUCGGGUCUGCUGCUUCUGCCUCUGCAAUGAUGCACCCAAAAUCGACGGUUUCGCAGGUAAAGAGGCUUAUUGGUAGGAGAUUUAGGGAGCCUGAUGUUCAAAAGGACCUUCAAAUGUUGCCUUUUCAAACUUCUGAAGGCCCAGACGGUGGCAUUUUGAUACAUUUGAGUUACUUGGGUGGAAUGCAUACAUUUACACCGGUUCAAAUUACAGCGAUGCUUUUUGCACAUUUGAGAGAGAUUAUAGAGAAGAAUCUGGAAAUGCCUGUUUCAGAUUGUGUGAUCAGUAUUCCAUCGUACUUUACAGACUUGCAGAGACGCGCAUAUUUGGAUGCUGCGAUAGUUGCUGGGUUGAAGCCUCUGAGAUUGAUGCAUGACUGUACCGCAACUGCUCUCAGUUAUGGGAUUUACAAAACAGAUUUCCCCAGUUCUGGUCCAACUUACGUGGCUUUUGUUGACAUUGGCCAUUGUGAUACCCAGGUCUCUGUUGCAUCUUUUGAGUCUGGGCAUAUGACGAUGCGAUCUCACACUUUUGAUAGAAGCUUGGGAGGGAGAGACUUUGAUGAGGUCUUGUUUAGUCAUUUUGCUGCACAGUUCAAGGAGCAGUAUAGAAUUGAUGUGUACUCUAAUGUCAAGGCAUGUGUCAGGCUAAGGGCAGCAUGUGAGAAGCUGAAAAAGGUUUUGAGUGCAAAUGCGGAGGCACCUCUUAAUAUUGAGUGUUUGAUGGAUGAGAAAGAUGUUAAGGGUUUCAUUAAAAGGGAAGAAUUUGAAAUGCUGGCUUCAAGUUUGUUGGAGAGGAUUCGUGUUCCUUGUAGUAAAGCUUUAGCUGAUGCAGGUUUAACCGCCGACAUGAUUCAUUCUGUAGAGCUUGUUGGGUCAGGGUCUAGGAUCCCAGCUAUUGCUAGAGCAUUAGUUUCUCUAUUCAAGGUAGAACCACGUCGGACACUGAAUGCUAGUGAAUGUGUAGCACGUGGAUGUGCUCUUCAAUGUGCAAUGCUAAGUCCUGUUUUCCGAGUCAGAGAAUAUGAGGUUCAAGAUGCUAUUCCUUUCACUAUAGGAUUCUGUUCAGAUGAAGGUCCAAUUGGCACUGGCUCAGAUGGCGUCUUGUUUCCAAAAGGCCAACCCAUCCCAAGUGCUAAAGUAUUAACACUUCAACGAAGCAGUUUAUUCCAUUUGGAAGCAUUGUAUGCUGAUCCCAGUGAACUGCCUGCUGGCGCAUCUCCAAAAAUUAGUUGUUUUACGAUUGGUCCUUUCCAAGGCUUCCAUAGUGACAAGACAAGGGUUAAAGUUAAAAUUCAAUUAGACCUCCAUGGUAUUGUCUCUGUUGUAUCAGCUAGGAUGGUGGAAGAACAUGGAGACGAUUCAAAAAUGGACCCGAUGGACACUGAUUGUGUAACUGCUUCUGUUUCAUCUGAGGCAGCUGAAGACAGGUUUCAAGAGAGUAUGCAGUCCAAAUCUUCACAUGCUACUGGUGAUGGUAGACACAAUAAAGCCACUAGCAGGCUAGAUAUACCCAUUAGUGAAAAUAUAUACGGUGGAAUGACCAAGGCUGAACUUUCAGAAGCUCAAGGAAAAGAACUUCAGUUAGCUCAACAGGACAGAGCUAUGGAACAAACCAAAGACAAAAAGAAUGCGUUGGAAUCUUAUGUCUAUGAGAUGCGGAAUAAGCUCUUCAACACAUAUCGAAGCUUCGCAAGUGACCAAGAGAGGGAGGGCAUCUCCAGGAGCCUACAGCAGACAGAGGACUGGCUUUAUGAUGAUGGAGAUGAUGAAACUGAAAAUGCCUAUACUUCAAAGCUGGAAGAUCUUAAGAAGCUGGUAGAUCCAAUUGAAAGCCGAUAUAAAGAUGAAGAAGCAAGAGCACAGGCUACUAGAGAUCUAUUAAAGUGCAUUGGUGAUUAUCGCAUGGCUGCGGAUUCACUUUCACCCAUGGAUAAAGAAUCGAUUGUUACCGAGUGCUUUAAGGUGGAGCAGUGGCUUAGAGAGAAAAACCAACAGCAAAACUCCAUGCCAAAGAACAUGGACCCAAUAUUAUGGUCGAGUGAUAUUAAGAGCCGGACUGAGGAGUUGAACUCGAAAUUCAAACACAUAUUUAGAUCCAGGGCUUCUCAUCGAGAUGACCACAAGGGUUCAAACCAGCAUGAUACUUCUAGACACAAAUGAGUGGACCGAUGCUGGAUGGCAAACACAGAUUUUUAGCCUUAGUCUCUUGUUCUGACAACUGUAUAUCUGUUGCAUUUGUGUUGCUUUUUCUUUAUAUAGAUGGGCAGCCAUAUAAAGCACACACUAAAUAUUUGCCCCAGUUUUGUGUGUUCAACGAAAGACCUAUACCAUUAUAACAUCAUGAGAAAACCGUCGAGAUCGAGAUCUAUGAAUUUAGCAAUACAAGUUAUGGUGCUAAGCCUGUGAAAGAGUUAUGAACAAUUCGUUGCUAACAGAAGCCAUGGUUUUGUUGGUGCUGUCAGACCUUGCUGGAGAAUGAUUCUUGUCUAAAGAAUAAACUGUUGUAUAUUAUAUUCCAGGGACUAUUUUGUUUUGUUUCUCUUUUGAAAAAAGUUUAUGUAGAAGCCAACGUAUGCUCUCCCUUCA